GUCGUAUGGAUCGGUAUCGUGUCGUCAUCGUUUGUGCUCUGUGUAUAUCUACAAUAUUAAUCUACUUCAAAAACGUUCAACGUGUACUUCAUUGGCUAAAAUGGUGACCCCGACGAGAUUUGAACACGCAACCUUCUGAUCUAAAGGGCGUAGAUAUAUUUAGGGAUAAAUUCGUUAUUUGAAGUAAAAUUUAUAAAAAGACUGGAAAUUGCUUAUUUCGAAAUUCUCCAAAUUCAUAAAUUAGAUCGAUAAAGGGCCCGUUGUAAUUAUACAACAGAUGCCAACCCAAAAUAUAAUUGGAUCGAUGACACCAGAUGCUAAUUAGUAUUCCAACCCGAAUCGAUAAACCUAAUGAAAUCGAUAUCACCAUACGCGCAUACGUAUAUAAGGUUUCAAUUGGAUAUUUGGGAGAGGUAUUAAAAAGUCUUGUAUUAGGAGUCAAGUCGUCUGGAUCGGUGUCGUGUCGUCAUGUCUUCAUCGUUUGUCUUCAUCACAUCACUUCAUCACAUUCCGUGAGGCCCGCAAAACAAUUUUAUAGUGCACUGAUUCAUUGGCAGAUUUUUGUCUUUACUGGCAGAACAUUUUUGAGUCAUUUUCAAACUAUUCUAACUGGGAAUAGCCCUUUUCAUAAUCCUAGGGUUACCAUAUUUUUGUGACUUCAAAGCGGGACGCCUCCAAAGACAACGAUCCCUUAGCAGUGAUUUUGUGAGUUUACAUUUUUGGAUUUUACUACAUAUGCCUACAUUUAAAGCCAUCCCGGCUGUCUUCAUUGACCAUAUUGCUAUCGAUAGUUCUUGCGCAUAUUCUCUGUCCAAAUAUCGGGUUCAGUUUGAAAAAUAGAGAGGAAUUGAUGUUUAUGAUACAAAUAAUUCGAAUUUAGAUUAUUUCAUGCACAGCAAAAGGAGGAAAGAUAGCCUGCCGUUUUCAAGCAUUGAGAAUUUACUUAUUCGCCCAAGCAUGCUUUUCUGUAGAUAACGCCUUCGUCAAAAAAACGUUGUUCAAUGUUACAUUCACGUAAACGUCAGAACAGGACCAAUUACUAUUGAUUUUACAUGUUAUACGUUACGGGAAACAACGAAACAAACGAAAGAACGCAUUUACCUCCAGCAAGUGGGCUAGCGCUGCGCUGCACAGCAACAACAGUAACAAAAACAUGUUAAUUGGUAUUGUUCGUGUAUUAUGGUGGAUAGCCGAACGCCAAAGCGGGACUUUUGGCUGACUUGUCUGGACAACACGCUAAAAAGCGGGACGUAUGCAUACAGAAAAGAGGACUGAAAAAUCUACAUAAUGGAAAAAACUCAGAAGUUGGUAAACCUAUUAGAAUUGGGCUAUGGAAAUGCUGGAUGCCUUGUCUAAAGUAUUGUGCCAACCAGCGAUCAAAGACAAACCACUCGCAGUCGUUGGUAUCGCAGGUGCACUUAGAACCGGAAAAUCUUUUCUGAUGUCAAUUUUGAUGAGAUAUCUUAAAAAUAAAGUAUGGAAGAAUUCGGCUUGGAUAGGAGACAAUGACAAAUGUGCAGAUGAUGGUAUUGAAUGGAGAAAAGUUACUAAAGCUCACACCAGGGGAAUUGUUAUAUGGAACGAAAUUUUUACCAUAGAGCGAAAUGGCGAAGAGAUUUCGAUAUUGCUGUUGGACACGCAGGGUCUUUUUGAUAACACCAUGUCAAAAGAAGCAAAUAUGAAAAUAUUUACAUUUACAGUUUUGAUGACAUCACAUCUCAUGCUGAAUAUCAAGUCCCAAAUAGAUGAACGAGAAUUAGAAUCCUUGGAGUUUUUCACUGAAUAUGCUAAAAGUGCAUCUGUUGAACCAGGAAGUGAAUGUCCUUUUCAGAAUCUUUUAUUUUUGAUCCGAGAUUGGCAAAAUUCAUUUGAAUAUGGCUAUGGAGAGAAAGGAGGACAAGAGUAUCUCAAAGUGAAACUAGAAGAAAACGUCCCCAUAGCUGCGUUGAAUAGCGUCAGGCAAAAUUUAAAAUCUACAUUCCAGGACUUGAAAUGUUUUUUGAUGCCAUCCCCUGGCUCAUGUGUCCUCAAUUCAGAAUUUAAUGGCAGAAAUAAAGAUGAGUCAUCGAUAAGAGCCUUUGCUAAUAUGAGGAAUAGAAUUGCUGUAACAGAAGCCCUAUGCAAAUUUGACGAAACAUACAAGGAAGAAGAAUCCAAGCAUGCUAAAAAGUUGGAAAGAAAUCGUGAUGAGUUUUAUGAAAAAUCUCUAUUUGCGGCAAAACAACAUUUUGAAGAUCAAAGUAGAUUUGGUGGAGAAGAUCUAAGAAUUCAAUAUCAGAAAAUGUUAAUAUCGGAAUGUCAGGACCGGUUUCGUAUAUAUGCGAACUGGGAUGAUUUGAGAAAGACCAAAGCACAAAAUUUUUCAUUACAACGGAGUCCUGAGAUUUGGACUAGAUAUCGGGAAAACAUGAAAAAGGACCUUGGUACUGGUUUUAAUGAGCCUGAUGUUUUUAAAAAACAUCAUAAAAAGAAUCAAAUAGCUUUGUUGGAGGCUUACAGAAGUGAGACUGCAAAAUGUGCAUCCUUCAAUAAAGAACAUGAAUUGCUACUGAUAGAGGACAUUGAACACUCUAAAAAGAAGUUUGAACAACUGAAUGGUGAUUUAGGUUUCAUUAUGGCUUUAGGGAGUCAAGUUCCAUCCAGUCGUCAAUCGGAAGAUAUGUCAACUGAAGACAGGAACAACAAGAUCUUGUCAGACAAUAUUUUGUUUCAUCAAUUAUCUCUCCAAUACAAAGAGGAAUUUGAAAAAUUCUCUGCCCUGUAUGUUGCCGAAGAUGAUUUAAAGAAACAACUGAAUGAGAUGAAAAAAUCAUAUUAUGAGUUGUUCGAAUGUAGGUGGCCCAGACAUGGGGCAAACAUUGAAACUUACAGAGAUAGAUUUUUGAAGUUACUGGAUGAAGAAUAUCAAGAUUGCUUAGAUUUGAACACACGGAACAAGAAUGUUUUUGAUAAUGUAAUACAGGAAUCAAAAACAAAAAUGAAAGCACAAUAUUGUGAAACAAUGAAUGGGAUACUUCAUGAGGGUUAUUGUGACCCCCAACAUCUUCAGAAUAUGCAUGAAAAAACAAUACAAAAGCUGGAAGGAAACUUAAAGGAAGAAUUACAAGGAAUAGAUAGUGGAGCUCUGGCCGAUGUGCUGCGUCAAUGCCAAGAGGAAAUACGCAAAGAGUUUGAGGUGUUCACAAAAAGAAACCAAAAGCAUGCCCAGCAGAAACCCAAAUUAGACAGGAGCACCAUUGAGGAAAAAAUCAAUAUGGCACUGAAAAUUGUUGUCGCCGCAUUGCCGAUCAUAAGGAAGCUUUGUGCAGUCAUAAACACAGUGAAAAAAGCUCUGCCUGCCACAGCUGGACUCUCGGCAUCAAUGGGAGGACUGACAAUAUCGUUACCUUCUCUAGCAAUAGGGGCUUCUGUUGUUGCUGUAGGUGCUCUCACUGCUUAUUGUGUGUAUAAAUAUUAUUACAGGGAAAAGCAAUCGAUGGAGCAAUAGAUGAACUUAAUAUGACAGAUGGACUGGCAGAUUUUAUCAAGAUUAUAAAAUGAGUGGAUAAACUUAGUUUUGUGUAAUCUAAAAUUAAACAAGCUAACCGGUGAUCCUAGCUAAGCAAAAAAAUUAAUAUGAUAAGGUUAAAGAUUGCAACUCAUGCCAUCUUCGCUGAGCUCGAUUUAUAUAUACCGACUCAACUAUAAUUGGAUAUAGGAUUUCUAUUGCGUAAUAUACACGAACUUAAGCAACUCAUUUUGCUGAACAAUAUCAAUAUAUAUUUACACAGAAAAAA
This is a messenger RNA of Styela clava, 3776 nucleotides long. Lineage: Eukaryota; Metazoa; Chordata; Ascidiacea; Stolidobranchia; Styelidae. The record is from RefSeq and is a predicted model, not a curated record.